AUGCAAAUCUGGCACAUGGAACCUUUCCCAUGCGGAGACCGUCGUCUUCCACAUCACGUCUUCCCACCAAAAAAAAUAAGCCCUGAUCAGCUAAUGAGCUUAGCUGGAGUUCAGUACUAUAAGGUUGACCUAGAAGACACUGUCCAAAUGAAGAAAAGAAUUUCUCGAGUUAAGACAGAGAAAAACGUGAACGCUUCUGAUAUGUUUGUUAUUAAUGAUUCCGUUCCUGAUCUUAACGAUAGACUCGAGGAGUACUACGAACCUGCUGUAAAGAGUGAUGAUGUUGUUUCUCUUGUACUUGAUGGAGCGUGUUAUUAUGACGUCGAACCAGAGGAAGACGAGUGGAUCCGAGUUCAAAUGGAGAAGGGAGAUUUAUUGGUGAUUCCAAAAGGACUCUCUCACAGAUUCACUGUUACUCCACAGAACAAUGUAACAAUUCAACGUUUCUUCUCCAAGAAACCCGAUAGUGUUCAAGGAUAA
This is a messenger RNA of Auanema sp. JU1783, 480 nucleotides long. Lineage: Eukaryota; Metazoa; Nematoda; Chromadorea; Rhabditida; Rhabditidae. The record is from the annotation of a GenBank genome assembly.